Messenger RNA from Sesamum indicum (sesame), 2241 nucleotides. RefSeq names its product DEA(D/H)-box RNA helicase family protein (gene STRS1). Lineage: Eukaryota; Viridiplantae; Streptophyta; Magnoliopsida; Lamiales; Pedaliaceae. The record is from RefSeq and is a predicted model, not a curated record. Gene Ontology annotation, molecular function: ATP binding; RNA helicase activity; nucleic acid binding.
UAUUUUCGGUGAGUGGAGCAGAAUUUGCCGCCACACCCAAAACCUCAGACAAUCUCCAACCGCUUCUCUCUAGGGUUUGGGGUCUUAUUCCUAAUUAUGGGCGGCCAAAAGAUUCAUAAUACUGAAACGGAAGCUCUAAACUCCAUGGAAAACGGCGAAUCCAAGCGUCAGAAAAAGCACAAGGACAAGCAGAAGAGAAAGCUCGAUGAAGCUGAUGCUGAGUUCGCUGGGGAAUCGUAUAAAGAUGUGAAAAAGAAGAAUAAGGAACAGGAACAAGAAGAAGAGGAAGAGAUUCCAAAUGGUUCGGCUGAGAUCCACAAGAAAAAGAAGAAAAAGCAGAAAAACGAGGAGGUUUUGAAUGAUGGUUCUGUAGAAAUUCCGAAAGAGAAAAAGAAGAAAGACAAGGUGGGGAAAGAGGAGACUCUGAGUAAUGGGUCAGUUGAAGAAACAAGAAAGAAGAAGAAAAAGGACAGAGAGGGAGAAGAAAAAGAGGAGGAGAAGAAUGCAACUGACGAGGUAAGAGAAGGCAGUGGUGUGGUGGUAUCUGGGAAGAACGUUAAUGAUUCAAAAUACAAGGCAUUGAAUUCAUUCGCGGAGUCCGGGCUUCCUGGGGAGGUUUUAGAAUGCUGCAAGACAUUUGAUAACCCGUCACCAAUUCAAUCUCAUUCAUGGCCUUUUCUGCUUGAUGGCCGCGAUUUUAUUGGAAUUGCAGCAACUGGGUCUGGUAAAACAAUUGCGUUCGGAGUUCCUGCUAUUAUGCACGUACUAAGCAAGCGAAAGGGUAAGACUGCCAAGAAAAGGAAUCCACUUUGCCUUGUUCUGUCACCUACAAGGGAGCUAGCUCAACAAAUUUUCGACGUUCUUUGUGAUGCUGGGAAGCCUAGUGCAGUGCAGUCAGUUUGUAUAUAUGGAGGAACUUCUAAAGGGCCACAGAUAUCUUCUCUAAAAUCUGGUGUGGACAUUGUAAUUGGGACUCCUGGCCGUUUGAAAGACUUGAUUGAAAUGGAAGUGUGCUCCCUAAAGGAAGUAUCUUUCGUGGUUCUUGAUGAGGCUGAUCGAAUGCUUGACAUGGGAUUUGAACCUGAGGUUCGCUCAAUAUUAAGUCAAACAUCAUCUGUUCGCCAGAUGGUAAUGUUUAGUGCGACAUGGCCUCCACCUGUGCAUCAAUUAGCUCAAGAAUUCAUGGAUCCCCACCCAGUUAAGGUGGUUGUGGGUUCCGAAGAUUUAGCUGCCAACCAUGAUGUCAUGCAAAUAGUAGAGGUGUUGGAUGAUCGAGCACGUGAUGAAAGGUUGCAGACUUUGCUAGAGAAGUACCACAAGUCUAGGAAGAAUAGAGUAUUGGUUUUUGUUCUAUACAAGAAAGAAGCAUCUAGGGUGGAGAAUAUGCUUAACAGGAGGGGUUGGAAAGUUGUUUCUAUAAGUGGCGAUAAAGCCCAGCAUGCCAGAACCCAAGCAUUAUCAUUGUUUAAGGAGGGAACAUGUCCUCUAAUGAUAGCAACUGAUGUGGCUGCUCGAGGAUUGGAUAUUCCUGACGUUGAAGUUGUGAUAAAUUAUAGUUUUCCUCUCACAACAGAGGAUUAUGUGCACAGAAUUGGUCGAACAGGUAGAGCUGGUAAGAAGGGAGUGGCUCACACCUUCUUUACAAAGGAAAACAAGGGACUUGCUGGGGAAUUGAUAAAUGUUCUCAGGGAAGCUCAGCAGGUUGUGCCUGAAUCCUUACUGAAAUUUGGGACUCAUGUCAAGAAAAAGGAAUCCAAGUUAUAUGGUGCUCAUUUCAGGGAAAUCAAUGCUAAUGCUCCCAAAGCUACAAAAAUAACGUUUGAUAAUUCUGAUAACGAAGAUUGAUUCAACGGUUUCAGGAAACUGUCAACAUUGUUCCAAUUUUUUCAGUUAAACAUCACCAGAAAUAUGAAUAUUCAGCGGUGAGUAGCCAAAUACCAGUUAAAAUCCUUGCAUCUUUAGUAAGUAGUAAAUCAAGGCGACGAGGAAGAUCAAUUUUGGUUUUGCUUGUAGUUGUUAAUUGUUAUUAUAGAAAAUUGGAAAUAUGGGAUAAUUUUUAAUUUAUUCCAAGGGUUUUUGUUGCAUUGCAGUUUGAUGGUUCCUCUUUAGCUAAUAAUUCUUCACUUGGUUUUCUUGGACAAAUUUUGAUGAUGCUUCUUUGUGUUGUUAUAGAGUACUACUGUGAUUCUAAGGUCUCAUGUGGUUUCUUUUUAAAGGUUCUAUUUCAAUUUCCAGUUUGUA